AUGUUCGUGUCUUCGGCCACCGAGUCGACUUUCCAGGUCAUGACGUCUCUUCGAUACGAUCCUGCUCUUCCUGAUGUGGUCUCGAGCUAUCCGGAGGGCUAUCCCGAACCUCUACGCUCCCCCUACUACCUCCUGGCCUACCACCGGGAUCGACUUAUAGCCGCGGCGCGCUUCUUCCAAUGGAACAAAGCUUUGGAAUGGCUACAACAGGACUUGGGCAGUCUUGAAAGGUUUUUCGAAGGCUCAAUACCGGACAAGCAAAAACCAUGGCGGCUCGGAAUUACAGUGGAUUGCAAUGGCAAUGGUUCGAUCGAUGUCAACCCGACAGCAGCCAUUGAUCCACUCAAUCUACUAAUUCCUUCGCUGCGCCCGCCCAUAGAAUCACCCAUCUGGCGCGUGUAUGUUGAUACGUCAGCUACCAACCCCUCUGGUUUUACCACGCACAAAACCACGGCUCGGGAAGACUACACGGCAGCUCGGUUAAGGGUGGGGAUCAAUUCCUUUGCGGAAACGGCAGAGGUCUUAGUGAUUAAUCCUGCCGGCGAGAUUAUGGAAGGAAGCAUUACAACGCCUUACUUUCGCGCACGAGGAACAUCUGGUCAAGCUUGGUUUACACCGCCGUUGAGCAGUGGGGGUAAUGAUGGCACCACCCGAAGAUACGCAUUGGCUCAAGGGUUCUGCACGGAACAGACGAUCAACGGAGCAGAGUUGGUCGAUGGUGAAGAAUGCUGGUUGAGUAAUGGGGUCCGAGGAUUCAUGCGUGGCAUGGUUGUGUUGAACCGCUCGCCUGGUGGGAAUUAG
Messenger RNA from Penicillium cinerascens, 801 nucleotides. RefSeq lists its product as uncharacterized. The coding region runs from base 1 to 801 and encodes 266 amino acids. Gene Ontology annotation, molecular function: catalytic activity. The transcript has a single exon. Lineage: Eukaryota; Fungi; Ascomycota; Eurotiomycetes; Eurotiales; Aspergillaceae. The record is from RefSeq and is a predicted model, not a curated record.